AUGGGCAAGAAAAAGGUGCCCGUUGAGGACCUGGUGGUUCCACCGCAGGACACGCGAAUAUGCGGCACCAUAUGCAUCUGCCAGAUGACCCUGGUGCUCAGCUCGGUGGCUCUCGUCUACCUCACGGUGGCCAUAUAUAUGCCCUCAACCAGGGCCUUCAAAAGUGGCAUCGAUCCCACGCCGGUGAUGUGCACCACCACGCGGGCGGUGAACAAGGACAACUGCGAGUGGGGCAGUUGUGGCGAGUGGUGUCUGAGCAAGACUUCCGGAGCCUGCAUCCAGAUCUAUGUGAAUCUGCGCAGCAAUGGCAGCAAUCUCAUAUUCCAGAACUGCACCAACUCGGCCAAUAAAACGUGCUACGGGAUCGACCAGGAUCGCGCGGACAAGGCCAGGUGCAUCAAUGAUGAGUGCAAGAAUCUCACGGGCACCUUCAAUUGCACCGCUGGCCAGUGUCUGAACAUCACGGAUGCCUUCGAGUGCAUCUUCCACAACAGUGAUGCACCAGUCAAGUGUUCCGGCAGGCGGGGAAAGAUCAACUGCAUGGACAUCAGCGGGCUGUACUCCUGCAGUCGAGGAACGUGCCGGAAGAUCCGUACUCCCUAUAACUGUGACCGAAGGUGCGUGGACAUCCCAACACGGAACAAGAACGUGGUGGUCCUCAGCGGGGACAAGGUCUACCUGUCGCAGUGCCAGAAUGCCAUCAAUGCCGAAACUCUGGAGGAGGUGUGGAACGAGUCAAGCGAAAAUGUAGCAAUGACAUCGUGUUACUUCAUCAGGCACACCUCGGACCAGGUGGAUGCGGUGGACUGCAUCAAUGGCUCCACGCUGGAGACCAAUAUGCUCAGCGAUCUGACCAACUUCACAUAUCUGAGCCACCUGCACGUGUCGGUGGCCACUCCAGUGCCGGAAAUAGCACCACCCGAUGUGGACCUCACCAUUUCCAACGAGUCCAAGCUGAUGAUCAAUCUGGAGGGGUGUGUGAACACUCUGAUGGACGAGUGCAAGGAGUUCCUCAAGGACUUCGGACGCGAUGGCAGCGACCACAAUGCCCGGGCCCGCUUCCCGUGCUUCUAUUCGCCCGGAAAGAAGGACGUGGUGGUGGCCCGAUUCGACCUGGAGGUCACCUAUCGCCAGUUUGUGUUCGCCUCGGUAGUGCCAUCGGUUCUGUUCGUGGUCUCGUGUUCCAUCCUGAUCAUGUGCCAGACCACCGUCUACGUGGGCGACGAUGCCAAGAUGCGCUUCAAAGGAUGUGUGGACACGGAGACGGUCCUGAAUAAGAACAACGUGGGCGCACCCACCAACGGCGACAUGGGCGGGGGCGGCGGCGAUGAGGUUAUGGCCCUAUGAGAUCCGUCACGCAUUCCUCUGCUCCAGGAAGACAGCCCGACACACCAGACGGGAGUCUUCGCUUUGCAAUAAUUGGAGUUGGGCACCAGCUGAAGUCAGGAACACAAUCGAGCAACUUGAAAUUCUUUGUAAUCCUUCCAUCGAACUUUUGACACUCCGACACCUCAACACACAGAAAGACACAGAGACACGGACCACACCUCAGAGGCUUUUGCAAGGACACUACUGAGCUAACCAGG
This is a messenger RNA of Drosophila melanogaster (fruit fly), 1586 nucleotides long. RefSeq names its product tipE homolog 3 (gene Teh3). The record is from RefSeq and is marked reviewed. Lineage: Eukaryota; Metazoa; Arthropoda; Insecta; Diptera; Drosophilidae. The coding region runs from base 1 to 1347 and encodes 448 amino acids. The transcript is spliced from 2 exons.